This is a messenger RNA of Exophiala spinifera, 1926 nucleotides long. RefSeq lists its product as uncharacterized. The coding region runs from base 1 to 1926 and encodes 641 amino acids. The transcript has a single exon. Gene Ontology annotation, biological process: regulation of DNA repair; DNA-templated DNA replication; DNA repair. Gene Ontology annotation, cellular component: nucleus. Gene Ontology annotation, molecular function: ATP binding; enzyme activator activity; DNA binding. The record is from RefSeq and is a predicted model, not a curated record. NCBI's taxonomy places the organism in Eukaryota, Fungi, Ascomycota, Eurotiomycetes, Chaetothyriales, Herpotrichiellaceae.
AUGGUCUCCUGUCCAAUCUGCGGCAAAUCGGUAAGACAAUCCAACAUCAACAACCACAUUGACUCGAACUGUAUCGAAGACGUCGAACAAGACAACGGCACUUCUUCCUCCUCAUCGACCAUCACCACAACCGCUGCGCCGGUCUCGUCCUUCUUCAAGACGCCCUCUUCGAAACGUGAUCGUGAUGGAUCCUCGACGUCGUUCUUCUCCUCAAGUCAGCCGGUCCACUCGUCACCGAGUCUCGUCGGCCCUCGUCCGUCGUCGUCCUCGGUGAAGCGGUCCCUGGACCAGGCCUUCACAUCUAGUACGCAGCCCACGCAGAACAGAACACGGACCCCAUCGCUGCUCGAGCCCAACGCGGCGACGGACCACGAGCGCGACCAUGACGGCCCUCCACCCAAGAAGCCCAAACCCACAACCUCGCCGCACGACAAGGCCGCCCCCCUCGCAGAACGCAUGCGGCCGCGCAGCCUGACAUCCAUCCUGGGCCAAGACCUCGUCGGGCCCUCUGGCGUGCUUACGUCCUUGAUCCAGCAAGACCGCGUGCCCAGCAUGAUCCUCUGGGGCGCCAGCGGCACCGGCAAAACCACCAUCGCCCGCGUCAUCGCCAGCAUGGUCGGUUCCCGCUUCGUCGAGAUCAACAGCACCUCGUCCGGCGUGGCAGAGUGCAAGAAGAUAUUCGCAGAGGCAAAGAGCGAGCUGGGCCUGACGGGCCGCAAGACCAUCGUCUUCUGCGACGAGAUCCAUCGCUUCAGCAAGUCUCAGCAGGACGUCUUCCUGGGCCCCGUCGAGGCGGGCACGGUCACGUUGAUCGGCGCCACCACGGAGAAUCCCAGUUUCCGCGUCCAAGGCGCGCUGUUGAGUCGGUGCAGGGUGUUUGUGUUGAAGAAAUUGGAGCAGGAUGAUAUUCUCGAGAUUUUGACACGCGCCGUACGGCAGGAAGGCGAAAAGUAUGGAGUAUAUCUGUCCGAGACGUCCACCUCAACAUCGACCUCCGCCUCCACCUCCACAGCUACAUCCUCAUCUGUGUCGACGUCUGCAUCGGUGUCGAACAAUCAGUCUUAUAGUACGAAUGUUACCAACGGGCACGGCCAGGGUCACGACGACGGCGACCCUACACCUCCAGAAGCGACAACAACAACAACAGGUAUCGAAACAGAACCAACUUCAGACUCGUCAACCUCGAAUUCAAGAUCAAGUUCAAACCUAAUCACCACGUCCCUCCUAACAUAUCUCUCGACGUUCGCCGACGGCGACGCGCGCACGGCGCUGAACCUCCUCGAACUCGCCAUGUCACUCUCGACGCGGCCGGGGAUGACGCUGACGCAGCUCAAGCAGUCGCUCACCAAGACGCUCGUGUACGACCGGGCGGGCGACCAGCACUACGACACCAUCAGCGCCUUCCACAAGUCGGUGCGCGGGUCCGACGCCGACGCGACGCUGUACUACCUAGCGCGCAUGCUCACCUCGGGCGAGGACCCGCUGUACGUGGCGCGGCGCAUGGUGGUGAUUGCCAGCGAGGACGUCGGGCUCGCGGACCCGGCGCUCCUGCCGCUCACCACGGCCACGUACACCGCCGUGCAGAUGAUCGGCAUGCCCGAGGCGCGCAUCAACCUCGCCCACUGCGCCGUCGCCCUGGCGCUGGCCCCCAAGUCGACCCGCGCCUACCGGGGGCUCGAGAACGCCAUGGCCGCCCUGCAGCGGGAGCCCGGGGCCGGCGGCCUGCCCAUCCCCUUGCACUUGAGGAACGCCCCGACGAGGCUCAUGAGGGAGCUCGGGUACGGCAAAGAGUACAAGUACAACCCCGACUACAGGGGCGGGAGGGUCAAGCAGGACUACCUACCCGACGAGCUCAGGGGGCGUAAGUUUCUUGAAGAUUUGGAUCUGGGAACAAAGAUCGACGAGGAUCUUGAAUCUGAAGCUUGA